This is a messenger RNA of Stylophora pistillata, 2959 nucleotides long. Its product is annotated as structure-specific endonuclease subunit MUS81. Lineage: Eukaryota; Metazoa; Cnidaria; Anthozoa; Scleractinia; Pocilloporidae. The record is from RefSeq and is a predicted model, not a curated record. Gene Ontology annotation, biological process: mitotic intra-S DNA damage checkpoint signaling; resolution of meiotic recombination intermediates; double-strand break repair via break-induced replication. Gene Ontology annotation, molecular function: DNA binding; crossover junction DNA endonuclease activity; 3'-flap endonuclease activity. Gene Ontology annotation, cellular component: nucleus; Holliday junction resolvase complex.
GCCAGACCUACUGACCCCGUGCCAUGCAUCGUAAAAAGCAACAAAAAUGCCCUAACCCCCUUUUCUUGAAGUGUCUAGAGGAUUGGCGGGAUGAAGCGAAGCAGAGGAACUCCAAGCUGCAGCACACUUACGCCAAGGCUGCUGUUGCCAUGAAGAAGUAUCCAUUACCUCUUAGUUGUGGAGAGGAGGCAAUGAUUCUUGAAAACAUUGGUGCCAUGAUUGCAAGAAGACUUAAUGAAGCCAUGAAAAAGUACUCCGUCAAUAAUCACCAAGAGGUGUUUGCAAAUCAUGCUUUGGAAGAUGAGUACACAACAGAUCCAGUGCUAGACUCACUUCUUGUACCUACUCCACCAUCAAUUGAAAUAAAUGAUGACAUUCUUGAAGAAGAACCUAAGAAGAAAAAGGAACCCAGGAGAAAAAUCACUCUUGAAUAUGUACCAGCCUUUAGAUCAGGACCUUAUGCUUUGAUUAUAACAUUGUAUCAACAUAGCCAGAGUCUUAACUUUCCAGGAUACAUGACAAGAGCUGAGCUUCAGAAGGAAGCACAGCCGCUUUGUGAUGCUUCCUUUACAAAGCCUGACCCAGGCAGUCAUUACACAGCAUGGUCCUCUAUGUCAGCACUGAUCAAAAAAGGUUUUAUUACCAAGACAAGCAAUCCAGCCAGAUAUUCCAUCACUGAUCAAGGCUGCAUUUUAGCCCAGAAGCUGAACAGAGUAAGUGGUGACAGGUUGUCGAUGGUGUCAUCACACUGUACUGCAGCCAUUACCACUAACCUGGCCUCCUCUAAUUUAGUUGACACAAAAUCUGGCAGUAAACUAUGUGUAUCCAGCAGUAGUGGUGUAUCAACAUCAAAGCCAGUCAUUGAUUUCAAACAAAUGGCCCUCAGUGAUGCUUCUGCAACAAGCUUUGAAGGAUUUACAAGUAUAGUUGUAAAAAGGGAAUUAAAUCCCAAGAGAAUUGUUGAGGCUGACGUCGACUUUGAUCCAGGUUUUGUGCUGAGACCAGGAACGUUUGAUGUCAUACUGUGUGUAGAUGUGAAUGAGACAACAGCAGAAGUCAACUCAAGGAAAGACGCUCUUAUCCCUGAACUUAAGAACAAUGGAGUACAGUUUGAUGUGCGCAAACUGCAGCUCGGAGACUUUCUUUGGGUGGCUCGUGAAAGACCUGUUCCCGUACCAGGUUGUUUGUCAGUACCUGUGGCUCGAGAACUUAUCCUGGAUUACAUUGUGGAAAGGAAAAGAAUGGAUGAUCUUUGUGGAAGUAUCAUUGACGGUCGUUUCCAUGAGCAAAAGUUUCGACUUCGCCAUUGUGGUCUUAGACACCCAAUCUACCUGGUAGAAGAUUUUGGCUCAAUUCAGCACAUGAGUCUACCGGAGAACACAUUGCUUCAAGCUAUCGUUAACACACAGGUUGUAGAUGGCUUUUUUGUAAAGCGGACACGAGAUUUGAAAGAGGGUGUUGCUUAUUUAACAGUCAUGACUCGAUACUUGCAAAAGUUUUACGCAAAUAAAACUCUUGUCAGCUGUCAUCAAGGAGGCCUGGAGCAAGCCCGUUUAAACAAUGAAAAGGAAAGAAAUAAAAUGUACCUCAUGAAUUUCCUCGAUUUUAACGACUCAACUGCCAAGAAUAAGGUGAUGACAGUGAGUGAAGUGUUUGCCAAGCAGCUUAUGCAGCUAAGUGGUGUGUCUCCUGACAAGGCUGUUGCAAUCUUGGACAAGUAUCCCACGCCUAAAAGUUUAUUAGAUGCAUACAAGGUACAGAAGAGUGUGGAAGAUCAGGAAUUGCUCCUUUCUGAGCUGAAAUGCGGUGAAAAUCAAAGGACAUUAGGAUCGUCUCUGAGUAAACUGAUUUAUCAGCUGUUCUGUUCACCAUCCUUGUGUUGAUACCUGAAGCGGAAACUGGUUUCUCUAUCUAUUUCUUCUAUGUGUUACUUACACAAACAAGUUGUCCAGGUUGGACAUACAUGUAUGGAAAUUGUAACUGAAUUAUUCUGUUUGAUAUACCUCAGUACUGUUCCAUAUCAUCUUUUACUUAAGGUGCGUUCCUUUGGGAGAAUCCGGAUGAGGAUUUCUGAUCUGCGGCGUUCCUUGCGAGCAAAUCCGUUUUCAGAUCAGUGAUCUAUCAAAUCCACUUUGGACAAGGCUUCAUCGGAUCAUUGAUCUGUGUGAUCUGAAGACCGAUCAUCGGAUCACUGAUCCAAAGCGUUCCUUUGGGCGAAGGAUCCGAAAUUAAUCAUUUUGCCUGGCGAAAAAUCAUUUUGUUUAAUUUAUAAAUAAAAUCAUUUUGCUCAAUUUCAUAAUAAAUUUUCGAAUAAAUCAUUUUGCUCAAUUUCAAACGAGCAGGUACUUCAUACCUAAGAAGUACUUUCGUGACGCGUUCCCGCGUUCGCGAUAUCGUCGUACGUUACUCUGUAAAAACGAACUUGAGAAUUAUUUAUUUGUUGGUUUUUUUCUUUUUGCUGUACUUUUACAGUGUCUUUUCCACUUUUCGUAGGAGUCUGUUUUCUACAUAUUCUGUAUAUCGAUAUCAGUGCCCAAAUUGUUUUGAUUUCCUGGAGUAUUUGAGUGGGACUUUUCUGUAAAUACAACACGUUUUUCUUUUCCUUUUGGGCAAAAUCUGAAACACUGUAGAAUAGUAUGGUAUGUUCGAAUUAAUUCUCGAUGCGGACAUGGCUCUGCCUCUCCCUACUGGCAAUCAAAAGGAUCAAAAGAAAUUGUUCAUCUUCCCAACUUCUCGCUUCUUGUUGUAUGGAAUCAUAGGCAAGUUCCUCUAUUAAUGAAACAACAGCUGCUCUAGACGCAAUGGCCAUCUUGUUUUCGUUUUCAAAUCUAGGGCGCGAUUCUGCUGACGCACUCUACUAUUUCGCGCCUGCUGUCAUGGUAACUGAUCCGAUGAAUAGUCCUUUUUACAGUUGUGUACUUAGUUGCCAAGCCUUUGAAUAGGAGUGAGGCAAGGGUUG